Sphenostylis stenocarpa is the source of this 2031-nucleotide messenger RNA. Lineage: Eukaryota; Viridiplantae; Streptophyta; Magnoliopsida; Fabales; Fabaceae. The record is from the annotation of a GenBank genome assembly.
AUGCGUAGCGAUGGGAUCUUAGGAAACAGAGAGGGGGGGAGGGGAAGAAAUUGGUUGAGGAGAAGGGAGAGAUGGCUGGUGGUGCUGGGCGUCGUCCUCCACGCCGUUUACAUGCUCAGCAUUUUCGACAUCUAUUUCAAGACUCCAAUUGUCCACGGUGUCGAUCCUGUCACUCCUCGCUUCGCCGCUCCCGCCAAACGCCUCGUCCUCCUCGUUGCUGAUGGUUUGCGCGCGGACAAGUUUUUCGAGCUGGACGCGGAAGGGAAUCACCGAGCACCAUUUCUCAGGAGCAUAAUCGAAACGCAGGGUCGUUGGGGGGUUUCUCAUGCAAGGCCUCCCACAGAGUCCAGACCUGGUCAUGUUUCCAUAAUUGCUGGCUUAUAUGAAGAUCCCAGUGCUGUAACAAAAGGGUGGAAGGCUAAUCCUGUUGAGUUCGAUUCGGUGUUUAACAGAAGCCGGCAUACCAUUUCUUACGGAAGUCCUGAUAUAGUUCCCAUUUUCUGUGGUGCCUUGCAGCAUUCCACUUGGGAUACCUAUCCCCAUGAGUUUGAAGACUUUGCAACUGGUUUGGCAUCAUCAUCUUCACAGUUUGAAUUUCUUUUAGUAUUGUUGAUUCUUCAUGCAGAUGCAUCAUUCCUGGACAUGUGGUCUCUGGAUAAAUUUGAAAGCCUUCUUAAUAGAUCCAGAGAAGACCCAAAAUUAAAGGAAUUGCUGCAGCAGGAUAAUCUUGUAGUAUUCCUCCACCUGCUUGGAUGUGACUCUAAUGGCCAUGCACAUAAGCCCUAUUCUUCCAUCUAUCUCAACAAUGUUAAGGUUGUUGACCAUGUAGCUGAAAGUGUUUACAAUCUUGUUCAAGAUUAUUUCAAGGAUAAUCGGACAGCAUAUAUUUUUACAGCAGAUCAUGGAAUGAGUGACAAAGGAAGCCAUGGAGAUGGGCAUCCUUCAAAUACUGAUACUCCUCUUGUUGCUUGGGGAGCUGGUGUUCAGUAUCCAAAGCCAAUAUCUAGCAGCAACCAUUCGGAUUGUGGAUUUAAGUUUGUUGAUGACCAUGUGCAUGACACACCAACACCAGUUGAAUGGGGCUUGCACGAGAUAGAAAGGGUGGAUGUCAAUCAGGCGGAUAUUGCACCACUCAUGGUUUCUACAUUGCUUGGUCUGCCAUGUCCUGUUAAUUCAGUUGGAAGUUUACCCCUAAAUUACAUUAACAUGACCAAGGCUGAUGAAGUUGAAGCUGUUUUCUCCAAUACAAAAGAAAUACUGAACCAGUUUCUUCGCAAAUCACCUAGAGAUUAUGAAGCUGCAAUUGAUCUAUCCCAAAACCUCAGAAAUUUGGCUUUGCAAGGGCUUCACUAUUUCCAGACUUACGACUGGCUGAUGCUCAUGUCUAUAAUUACCCUUGGGUAUGUUGGUUGGAUGAUCUAUCUUGUUCUUCAUGUUCUGCAGUCUUAUACCUCACUGCCAGUAAAUUCUUUUGGAAUGGAGCAGGCAGUUCAGAAAAAUAACCGUGGAAAAAUAAUCAGUGAAUACCAGUUUAUAAAAACAUUAUGGAAGAAAGUAUCUGGAAGGAGAAUGAAUUAUAUCAUUAAGCUUCUAGUCACCACUGCUAUCUCAGUUUUCAUUCUUGAGUUCCUGGUUAACAGCUUCACAGAGAGGAAGCUCUAUACAUGGUGUUUUUUUAUUACUGGGGCCAGUGCUUCAUUUUAUCUUUAUAAGUCAAUUCCCUGGAGAUCUGGUGUACCGAUAUAUGUUUGCAUAGCAUGUUGGUUUUUGUCUCUUUUCACAUUGAUGCCAGCAGAAAUUCCUGACAAUAAUAAGUUAGUUGUGGAGGAGGUUCUUUUGGUUGGUUUAUCUUCAGUCAUGGUGUAUUUAUCAACUGUUCACAGAGCUGAAAAGCAAGAGUUGCUUGCAUCGCACCAAUUGAUAAAUUGGUCUGUUGCUGACGUGAAGCGGGAGGCAUAUCAAGAGUUGGAAGUGGAUGUUCCCAAUGAUGAUCAACUUGGAAGGAUGGGGAGGAUGCUUUUUUGGAUCUAG